This is a messenger RNA of Triticum urartu, 800 nucleotides long. NCBI's taxonomy places the organism in Eukaryota, Viridiplantae, Streptophyta, Magnoliopsida, Poales, Poaceae. The record is from RefSeq and is a predicted model, not a curated record.
AGAUGGAAAUGACGGGGUCUACAUCGAGUGUUGGAACGCUGCUGGACAGUAUGCUAAACUUUAAAGAUAAAGAUGGAUCACAUCUCAUCAACGGCAUACAAGCCCCACUCGUAUCAACAGAACUACACAGCAGCCAGACUCCUCUAAAUUCAGAGCAACAUGGCAUUGGUGAGAAAUCAAGUCAAGAUCUGCAUGGUUGUAAUACUAGGAUUCAGCUAAUGGAAAAGGACCCGUGUCAUGAUGAACUGACUCUGCAAACAGCUGGUGUUUUCCCUUCUGAAAGCUGUGACGGGGAUAUUCUAGAAGAUAAAUCUGAAACCGACAACCUGACAAAGAAUACUAGAGAAGAUACUGAAAUGUUGGAGCAACAGAAUAGUGAUAAGGCUAACAUACAAGUCAGUUGCGCCAACAAAAUGAGUGAAGUGCUCUAUGAUGAUAAUAACACCUUGGAGAAGAAUACAAUCUGUGGUGGGAAGGUUACUGUAGAGUGCCACUUGGCCUUGUUACACAAUAAAAGUUCAGAAGCUAGGAGUAACGCCAUUUCAUCUCCAAUGCAGAAGAGGCCCUUUGCGUGCCAGAGCCAUGUAAAUGGUUGCACCAUGAGCUAUGACAGUAAGAACAAUUUAGCCAAGCCUUUUAGGGAAGUCCAUGAGCCGAAGAAACGUUUCGCACGGAGAUUCGCUGGGUGUCGCGAGGAGUUUUCUUCAAAGAAUGAAAGGAAGAUUCAUGAGGGAUCUAGUGCUCACGUCGAGGUCAACACAAAGCAGCCAUCCCAUACCACAUAGUUUACCUCCUGUACC